Bactrocera oleae (olive fruit fly) is the source of this 1453-nucleotide messenger RNA. RefSeq names its product general odorant-binding protein 56a. The record is from RefSeq and is a predicted model, not a curated record. Lineage: Eukaryota; Metazoa; Arthropoda; Insecta; Diptera; Tephritidae. Gene Ontology annotation, molecular function: odorant binding.
UUUUACUUUAUUUUAAUCAAAUAAAAUUUAUAUACCGCUUACAAAGAUUCUGUGCAGAUUCAGAUUAACUGAAAUUAAGUUGAAUUACAAAACUGAUAAGGGAGAGAUUUCUAAUACACAUAUAUGAUGGAAGAUUAAUUUCAUGCGAAGCUAUACGUCUGUUGAUGUCUCCUGAUUAUUGCAACGAAUAUUAAAAUAGUUUCUUUUUUAAGAAUUCCAUUGCAUUAAAUAAAUAUUUCGUGAUAACUGUGCUUUGUGCAUUUAACGAAAAUUAAACAUUGCAAUUACAAGAAAUUACUUAUAGUGCAUCGCUUUCAUCAUAACUAAUCCCGAUUCGGGUGUCUAACCGUCACUAAUUGAUAAGAAUAUGAGUAUAUAAAGACCUGAACUGCAGUCAGCAAAUCAUUCAGUUUGAUUAUAUAUUACAGUUAUAUACUAUAACACAAAACACAAAAUCAGCUAAAUAUGAAAUCCUCUAUCGUUUGGGGCAUCCUGGCGACAGUACUGCUCAGUCUGUGCGUUUUCAGUGCGGACGCGGGUUUACGUAAACCCAAGCAGCUCACACCGGAGUUGGCAGCGAAGUUCGAAGUAUUGACCGCUUGGAUUGCUUAUCGUCUUAAUUUGAAACACGCCAAGGAAGCUUGUGUGGGAGAAUAUGGUUUUACGGAUCAGCUCGCCACCAAUUUGGUCAAAAUAAGGGUGGCGAAUCCAAGUGAUCAGGAGAAGUGCUACGUAAACUGUCUCUACAAUAAAUUGGUAUUCUAUAAGGACAACGCCAUUAACAAACAGGCCAUGAAGGAGUCGCUGUAUGAAAUUGUGGGAGAACAGCGUUUAUUGGAUAUUGUUAAUGGUUGUCUGAGUGCUGGCGGCACCAACGCAUGUGAUAAGGUGUACAAGUUCCAUGCUUGCGCCUCACCGGAAUUCGAUAAAGUACGCAGUGAUAUAUUCUUGCCGGAUGAAUAGAUAAUUUCUAUUAAUUUGAGUUUAUGUAUUUAUUUAAAACAAUUUAUUUAAGAUGUCUUUUGAAUGUAGAAUAUAUACAAAUUUUAAGUAAAAAUAAAAUUUUUGGUUAAAAAAAUUUUGAGGCAUUUUGUUCUAAUGAGUAUCUAGAUAUGUAUACCUUGUUCACGAUCUUUUCUACUACCUAUACAUAAUUGCUUCAAAAUCUUUUUAUAAAAACUGUAUGAUAAUAUCUCCACCAACAUUUCGGUUAACAGUCAAACGCGCUACCCAUGAAUAAGCUGCUUAUGUAUACCUAUAUAAUGGAAUUUAUAAUUAUAAUAAGUAAAUAUUUUUUUGAGCUUUAGAGCUUGAGGGUUGAUCUAGCUUCUUUUUUCCGAAGUGGUAUUCGUAUUUUUUCGAAAUGGUACCCAAGUCUAUGUUAGUCUUGACUGAAAUAUAAUAAGUAUGAAAUACACAUUAAAAUAUAAAUGAAUGUAUGGAAAAUUAAAAA